Xenia sp. Carnegie-2017 is the source of this 1286-nucleotide messenger RNA. RefSeq lists its product as uncharacterized. Lineage: Eukaryota; Metazoa; Cnidaria; Anthozoa; Malacalcyonacea; Xeniidae. The transcript is spliced from 2 exons. The coding region runs from base 318 to 1286 and encodes 322 amino acids. The record is from RefSeq and is a predicted model, not a curated record.
AUUUCUUUAAUGUAACUAAGUUAUAAGUUUCAUAAACAUGUUGAGAGCAGCUAUGAAAAUUUAAUUAAACAUGAACAAAAUUCUUUCCGUCUAAUCCCUCCCCUCCUGACAAAGAGAAUAAACAUUUUUUUAUAAUAUCUAACUCCCGCAAAGAUAUUUAAUAAUUGUUAACAUUUUUAAGUUUGCAGCUAUCCACGUAGCAAAACAGUGUUCGACUGCAUUUGAUGGUUGUAAUCUAACGCAGACAAAAAUUGUGAAGAAGUGAUAGCUGGCAAAAUUAACGAUUAAUAAACGAAGCAAAAACAGAAGAAAACUCAAUGGAUCCUGUAACGGUAGGUAUUAGUCUGUUGGCGGUAGUUGCAAAAAGUGGGAAAUCACUACUGGAACUAUUAGGUGUAAUUGAAAGCAACUUAGACGCACUAAAAGGAAUGUGUAAAAAGGAUGUACAAAGUAGCCUCUGUCAUUUCGAAAAAGGCAUUGAAAGACUGAACCUCGCGGAGUCUAAAAAAGAAGAAUUGGAAAAAAUAGAAGAGCGACAGAAGUUGGCUCAAGAGUCUUUUAUAGAGGCAGACAAAGAAGCAAGCAAUGCAUUUCACAACGAAUCAUUAAAAAUUGAAGAAAGAAUAAUAGCGUGCUUGGUUUGCAUCGCAAGUUCUAUCCUACGACAUUAUAAUGAUAGCGAGGCAGCAGAAAAGGAUUCAAUGGUAUACCUAAAAAUAUUACAUUCAUUGCCCGAAAUUGGAAAGAUGUUUUCAAAAAUGAAACCAGCACUUUUCAAAGACGAGAGGGCUAUAAACGUUGACAAUGUAAUAAUAAUCAAUUUAUUGUUGGCGAAUUUCAUGUCCAACAACCCAUCCAAAAGUUACGCAGUUCUUGAUUGGCCAUUGAUUAAAUGUGGUGAGAAAAUGUUUCAUCCUUUGUAUUUUAAAGAAGUUGAAGGAAUCGCGAGUUCCUCAACACCUUGGCACGAAUAUCAUUUUUGCAUGGAUGAAAGUGACCUAUUUGUCUACAAACAAAUCACAUUAACCAACGAAGGAGAAAUGCUGAUUAUUUCUGGAAAAAACCUCCAAAAAGUCGACAGUGAAACAGGAAAGCUUCAACCGUGGUGUAAAGAAAGUUGUGAGAUUGAUGAUUCGGAAGUUAAAUGUAUGACAGUUGGUAACAAUGGCGUAUAUGUUUUUCUGGUUGUGAAAGUAAAGACUUAUCAAUUUUCAACAAGAUGGCACAAUAACAGUCUAAUUAAAGUUCCGGCAACAAAGACGGACGAAAUCUGCUCAUGUCUGUAA